This is a messenger RNA of Astyanax mexicanus (Mexican tetra), 2016 nucleotides long. It is a transcript of the gene aatf, whose product is annotated as apoptosis antagonizing transcription factor. Lineage: Eukaryota; Metazoa; Chordata; Actinopteri; Characiformes; Acestrorhamphidae. The record is from RefSeq and is a predicted model, not a curated record. Gene Ontology annotation, cellular component: nucleolus; nucleus. The transcript is spliced from 12 exons. Gene Ontology annotation, biological process: regulation of transcription by RNA polymerase II. Bases 53 to 1729 code for a protein of 558 amino acids.
GUCUGAACCCGGCUGUCUCUCCGUGAUGACGCAGAGACUCUGAAGAGGCAGCAUGGCAGCCUCCAUAUCCCAGCAGCUCGAGGAGCUUUUAAACCCUUUACCGACCUUCGCAGAUCCCGAGGACGACCCGGAUGAAGAAACCAAAGCCAGAGUUAUAGACAAGUUUGAUGAAGGUGGUAAUGAUGACGACAAGGAUCUCCAGUCUGGUGGGCUGCGGAAGCGUGCCCCCACUCUAUUGGCAGACACUGAUAAACGCUAUCAAGGCAAAGCUGUAUCACGCAAACAGCUGCGAGAAGAGGCUGAUGGUUCAGCUGAUGAUGAUGAUGAUGAUGAUGAUGAUGAUGAAGAUCUUGACAAUGAAGAGCUAGGUGAAGAUUUGGAAGAUGAGGAGGAAAGUGUAGAAGGUGAUGAGGAGGAAGAUGAGGAUGAUGAAGAUGAGGACCUAAACGAGGAUGACAGUUCACAGAUGUCCUCCUUGGCCACCAAGAUGAAAAGGACUGACCUAAACAUCCCUAAAGAGAUAGACUUCAGGAAGUUUACUGAGGGAAUGGACGACCUGGGAGAGAGUGACUCUGAGGAGGAUGGUGAGAUGGACGAAGAGGACAGUGAGGAGGAGGAAGGAGAAGACGAUGAGGAUGAGGAGGAGGAGGGUGAUGAAGAUGAUUCUGGAGGUGUGAUGACCUUCUCAAAGCAGAAAGUGGAUGAAGAGGUGGAAAAGGGCCAAGCAGUGAAAAGUCAGCUUGCUCUUUGGGAUCAGUUACUUGAAGGACGAAUCAAAAUGCAGAAAGCCCUUGUAAUGGCCAAUCAACUUCCACAGCCUAACACCUUCCCAGAAUUUCAGAGUAAGGGUGGGGCAGAGUAUGCUGGAGCGCUGAAAAACAGCCACAAAGCCCUGAAGGCUCUGCAGAGAUCUCUGCUGGAGCUGCAGGAUCUGCUGCUGUACCAGAACCCUGACACUAGAGCGAUCUCACAGGGAAAAACCUGGGGAAGUGACAGCAAAGCUGAAGAAGAUGAGGAGAUUAAUAGUGAUGAAGAUGAAGAUGAAGAAGAGGAAAGGCACACAGGUCUAAACAGACCUCCCAAGCGGAAGCUGAACAUGACAGAUUAUCCAGAUUUCAUGGCCAAGCGAUUUGUGGCCUUUCAGCCCUACCGAGACGCCACCCUGCAGAAAUGGUACGAUAAGACGCGGCUCACCAUGGGAAAGACCAAUAAGGGCUUUGGAGCGUUUGAAAGGAAUAUCCUGACUCAGGUGGAGCAGGUUAUGAUGGAUAAGGAGCGCUUACUCAGACGCACACAGACUCGCAGAUCAGACUACAGAGUUCUGGGUAAACCAGAGAUCUCUGUGACCAACACAAACCCCAGCACCACAGACCCUGAGGCAACAGAUCUUCCCCUCAAAGCUAAUGCACAUCUCAAAGAUCUGGAUGAGGAGAUCUUUGACGAUGAUGACUUUUAUCACCAGCUUCUUCGAGAGCUGAUUGAGCGCAAAACAAGUGCAGCAGACCCUAAUGAUCAAGUGGCUAUGGGCAGACAGUGGCUGGCCAUCCAGAAGCUCCGCAGCAAAAUCAAAAAGAAAGUAGAUACCAAGGCAAGCAAAGGCAGGAAGAUCAGAUUCCACAUUCACAGUAAGCUGGUGAAUUUUAUGGCUCCUAUUGACAACAGUGCCAUGAGUGAUGAAGCUCGAUCAGAGCUGUAUCGAUCUCUGUUUGGAUCACAGAUGGUUCACUGACGCUGUCCAGAAGAUUUCUGAAGACGGUAUCCAGGUUGAAUCCACUCAGGACCAGGGUGCCGAUUUGUGCACAACCCUCCCUCUUUGUGUGCAGGCAUCACUCCGGCCUGAGCCAUCAUACCUCUGCUGCGAGCCGGCAGCUUUAUUUGGGACUCAGAAAAUGACUGUGUUCGUUUCUACUUCAUAUGUAAUUGCUAUUCUGUGAGAACACCUUUGUACUUUUGCUGAUCUGCUGAACGUCACUUUUAAACCUGUCUUUGUAUUAAAAGUGCUGUUUUGUCAGCAAA